Cajanus cajan (pigeon pea) is the source of this 5009-nucleotide messenger RNA. Its product is annotated as zinc finger CCCH domain-containing protein 19. Gene Ontology annotation, molecular function: metal ion binding; DNA binding; protein binding. Lineage: Eukaryota; Viridiplantae; Streptophyta; Magnoliopsida; Fabales; Fabaceae. The record is from RefSeq and is a predicted model, not a curated record.
AGCCCAGGCCACGUUAUAUCGGGCCGAAGAUGGAGGUGUGAGGUGAAUGGUAUUGCUAUUUGCUAAUGCUAGGGCACAACGCAACAUCAACAUUACAUGCCUACACGGUGAUUCUGACUAACAGGGAAGGAUAAUUUGGUCUUUUGCGGCAACACACGACACAGAACACAACACAGGAGCCACUUCGCAUUCGCACCCCUCCUCCGUCCCAUUCCCAUUCCGUUACCUUCUUUUAUAAUACCCCACACACAAUUCCCCUCUCUUCCUUUCGUUUUAUUAAUUUCUCCUAAAUUCGACAUUUCAAUUUUCCUUCCUAGGGAUUUCGCAAUCCCUAUUCUCCAUGGACGUCGAGGACGACCAAGCUCCACCGCUUCACCAACACUCCGAUGCACAAUGUCUCGCCGACCUCCCCUACGCCGCCGCCGGAGACCCUCUACCCCUCGCCUCAGGGGACUUUAGCCCAGCCCCCGCGCUUGUCGCUGAAGUGGCUACCGCGACCACGCUUGAAACCGAUUCAAUGACGGAGACGGUGGCCGCCGUACCGGCUGACGACAUGAUUGAGGAGAAGGGGAAUGACGGAACCGAUGCGGAUGACGUGGCUUUGGAGGCGGGGAACGUGGAAGAGGAAGCGAAUUUCACAAUUCAUGCGGAAGAGGACGAAAUUGGGGAGGAAAAGGUGAAUGAAGAUGCUUUGAUGGAAGAGGAGGAGGGAGAAGAGGAAGAACACCAACAAGGAGAGGAGGAGGAAGAAGAAGAACACCGACAUGGGGAAGAGGAGGAAGAAGAAGAAGAACAGCAACAAGGAGAGGAAGAGGAGGAAGAAGAACAGCAACAAGGUGAAGAAGAAGAUGCUGAUGGUGAUGCUGGAAUGGCAAUUGGAGAAGACGCAGAGGAGAAGGAGGAGAAGAGUGCGAGUGGCGGGAAGAGGAAGCGUGGCGCUGGGAAGAAUGCUAAGGCUACAGGGAGAGUUGCAUCCAGGAAAAAGAUGGAAGAGGACGUUUGUUUCAUUUGCUUCGACGGGGGUGACCUUGUGCUCUGUGACCGCAGGGGAUGCCCCAAGGCUUACCAUCCUUCCUGCGUUAAUCGUGACGAGGCAUUCUUUCGGGCCAAGGGAAAGUGGAAUUGCGGUUGGCAUCUUUGCAGCAUCUGUGAGAAGAAUGCGCACUAUAUGUGUUAUACAUGUACGUUUUCUUUGUGCAAGGGUUGCAUCAAAGAUGCGGUUAUCUUAUGUGUCAGGGGAAACAAAGGCUUUUGCGAGACAUGCAUGAGAACUGUAAUGUUGAUUGAACAGAAUGAGCAGGGAAACAAUGUGGGACAAAUAGAUUUUGAUGACAAAAACAGCUGGGAGUAUCUCUUCAAGGACUACUACAUAGAUCUAAAAGAGAAACUAUCUCUAACAUUUGAUGAAAUCACUCAAGCUAAAAACCCUUGGAAGGGAUCUGAUAUGCUUCAUUCUAAAGAGGAAUCACCAGAUGAACUUUUUGAUGCCAGUAAUGAUAAGGAAUCAGAUUCAGAUAGCUCCUAUGAGAAUGUAGAUUUGAGCCGUUCUAAAAGAAGAAAGGGCAAGAAACGGGGAAAGUCCCGCUCCAAAGAAGGAAAUUCAAAUAGUGCAGUGACAAUGGUUGGUGCUGAUGGGCCAUCUGGAGAUGACAGCUUUGAGUGGGCUUCGAAAGAGCUUUUGGAGUUUGUUAUGCACAUGAGAAAUGGAGACAAAUCUGUUUUGUCACAGUUUGAUGUGCAGGCUCUUUUGUUAGAGUAUAUUAAAAGAAAUAAGCUUCGAGAUCCUCGCCGAAAAAGUCAAAUUAUUUGUGAUGCAAGACUUCAAAAUCUGUUUGGUAAACCAAGAGUGGGGCAUUUUGAAAUGUUAAAGCUUCUUGAAUCCCAUUUCUUUCUAAAAGAGGAUUCUCAGGCUGAAGAUCUGCAGGGAAGUGUUGUUGACACUGAAAUUAGUCAUUUGGAAGGUGAUGGCAAUCCCAAUUCAUAUAUGAAAGCUGGCAAAGAUAAGAGACGUAAAAAUCGUAAAAAGGGUGAUGAGAGAGGACUUCAAACUAAUGUUGAUGAUUAUGCAGCCAUUGAUAACCAUAAUAUUAAUUUAAUUUAUCUAAGACGCAAUUUGGUGGAAGAUCUACUUGAAGAUGUAGAGAAGUUUCAUGAUAAAGUUGUUGGUUCUUUUGUGAGAAUAAGAAUUUCUGGUAGUGGUCAGAAGCAAGAUUUGUAUAGGCUGGUUCAGGUUGUAGGUACAUGCAAAGCAGCAGAGCCGUAUAAAGUUGGUAAAAGGAUGACAGAUAUUUUGCUAGAAAUCUUAAAUUUAAACAAGACAGAGAUUGUAUCAAUUGAUAUUAUCUCAAAUCAGGAGUUCACCGAGGAUGAAUGCAAGCGUCUUCGCCAAAGCAUAAAGUGUGGCCUCAUAAAUCGGCUAACUGUGGGUGACAUUCAAGACAAAGCAUUGGUGCUUCAGGCAGUUAGAGUAAAAGAUUGGCUAGAAACAGAGAUAGUGCGGCUGAGUCACCUCCGUGAUAGAGCUAGUGAGAAAGGACGCAGAAAAGAGCUCAGAGAAUGUGUAGAGAAGUUGCAGCUUUUGAAAACCCCUGAAGAACGACAACGGAGGUUGGAGGAAAUUCCAGAAAUACAUGUGGAUCCAAACAUGGAUCCAAGUUACGAGUCUGAAGAAGACGAAGAUGAAAUGGAUGAUAAAAGACAAGAAAAUUACAUGAGACCUAGAGGGUCUACUGCCUUUGGAAGGAGGGGGAGAGAUAUUGUUUCUCCUAGAAGUGGUUCUAUUCCAAUUGAUUCUUGGGGUGGAACGAGGAAUUAUUCUAAUAUGAAUCCUGAACUCAGCAGAAAUUUAUCUAAUAAGGGAUUUCCAAUCAAAGGUGACAAUGCUUCUAAUGCUAAUGAGGUACUUCAUGAUGCUCAAUUGCUCCAGGGAAGAGAUAGGGAAUCCCAACUAUCUAAUAGCUGGGAGAGGCAAAAGCUUUCCUUGGAAAGUGGUGCUAAAAUUACCCAACCAUUGGUAACAUCCGAGCCUUUCUCUACUGGUGUAUUAGAAGCUUCUGCAGCACCAUCUUCUGCCGGAAUAACUCCUCCAGCUCUGAAAAUUAAUGAAACCGAAAAGAUGUGGCAUUACCAGGAUCCAUCCGGAAAAGUUCAGGGACCAUUUUCUAUGGUGCAGCUACGCAAAUGGAGUAACACAGGAUACUUCCCUGCUGAUUUGAGGAUUUGGAAAACCACUGAGAAGCAAGAUGAUUCUAUACUUCUAAAAGAUGCCUUAGCAGGGAAUUUUUCUAAGGAACCAUCGAUGGUGGAUAAGGCUCAAGCUGUUCAUGAUUUACAUUACCCAUCCUCGCACUCUAGGAAGUCUGUCCAACAAGGUAUAGAAGGUCAAGUUGGAGAAAGACAAACAUUUGAUCAAAAUAGUGGAUCUUGGAAUUCACAUAGUACUCUGGGUUCUCCGGGACAAACCACAGGAGUCAGUUGGAGAUCUAAAGAUAAUAUGAAUUCUUUAGCAAAUAGACCUUCUCCAUUGGCAGUUGAGGUCCCCAAGAACCCUGCAAAUGGCUGGGGUUCUGAUGCUGGUGUUAGAAAUGAAACAACAAAUCUUCCUUCACCUACUCCCCAGACUACUCCUGGUGGGAAUAAGGGACAGGCUUUUGAGAAUAAAUGGUCACCAACACCUGUCCAGUUGCCUGGGUCUCUCAUAGGAAAUCCAUUUCCAGGCAAUCAUGGAGGUUUGCAGGCCUCUGUGGUAGUGCACCCAGAGCAUGCCGUACAAAAUGCUGAAAAAGGCUCAAAUUCACAACCUAGUAUUAUUUCAGCUUCUACAGAUUCUAAUCAGUUACAUCCUCAAGCAACAGCAAUGGCACCUGUUCUAGCUUCAGUGGUUGACAUGAAAAUGGCAGGUGCAAAUAUGCAGAAUCAGGUUAUGAGUGGCCACAACUCUCAUGAAGCUCAAGGGCAAGGGUGGGGUUCCACAGCGGUUUCGAAGCCAGAAUCACAGGCCUGGGGAGGUACAUUAUCUCAAAGGAUAGAACCAAAUAAUCCUGCUACUAUGCCUGCCCAGCCAGCUUCCCAUGGCCCCUGGGGUGAUCCUUCGUCUGUCCAGAACACUGCAGCAUUUAGUACUGGAAAUCCAACUGGGAGUUUACCCACACCUGGAUUUAUGGGCAUGACUACACCUGAGCCUUGGAGACCACCAGCUUCAAGUAGUCAGUUAAACAUUACAGCUCCGUCUGCAGCUCCACCCAAUAUGCCUUGGGGCAUAGGCAUGCCAGGAAAUCAGAAUAUGAAUUGGAGUGGGGUUGUUCCUCCCAAUAUGAACGUAAACUGGAUACCUCCACAGGUGCCGCCACCUGGAAAUUCAAAUCCAGGAUGGGCUGCUCCUAGUCAGGGGCUACCUCCAGUGAAUGGAGUUGGCUGGGUUGGACCGGCUCAAGGACGUUCCCAUGUAAAUGCAAAUGCAGGUUGGGCCGGGCCUGGUCAGGGGUUAGCACCUGGUAGUGCCAAUCCUGGUUGGGCCGCACCGGCCGGGAAUCCAGGCAUGUGGGGAAAUGAGCAAGGUCAUAAUGGAGACAGGUUUCCCAACCAAGGCGAUCGUGGUAUGCAUGGUAGAGACAGGUUUCCCAACAGACAGUCAUCAUUUGGCGGUGGAGGCAGAGGAGGUUCUUCGAGGCCUCCUUUUGGGGGACAAAGAGGAGUCUGCAAGUAUCAUGAGAGUGGACAUUGCAGGAAGGGGUCUUCUUGUGAUUUUCUACAUACUUAGUUGUAGGGUUAAUUAGUGGCAGAGAAACAUCUCUUACUGUACAGUAUUUUCCAAUUUCAUGGCGAAACGUUGUAUAAGGGUCAUGUAUGUAGAACUUGUGCAUUGUAGUAUCUUGUUUAUCUAUCUUGCUUUAUUGUCUUUUUGGGGACUUGUAUGCCUGUGUUACAUGGAGUUGACUGAUGCAAGAGUUGAGUAGUUGCUCAAGCUGAUGUGGCUUUAGAUUAAUAAAAACGAAAGAAAGUUGAGGCUA